CAAUGAGCUUGGAAAACGGAUACCAACCGUUACUCCUCAGGCUUGACUCACACUCUAGCAUCCCAGACUUGUCACCGGACACCAUAGAAGAGUUUUUGGAAAAUGGACCAAUUGAGUUGAGAUGGUGGCCUCGGCUUGUUGCUUGGGAAUCAAGGCUCCUUUGGAUCCUCUCUGGGGCUUCCAUUGUUGUCUCAAUUUUCAAUUACAUGCUGAGUUUUGUGACACUCAUGUUUACUGGCCAUCUGGGGUCUCUUGAGCUUGCUGGGGCAUCUAUAGCUGCAGUUGGAAUUCAGGGUCUUGCUUAUGGGAUUAUGUUGGGGAUGGCAAGUGCAGUGCAAACUGUGUGUGGGCAAGCAUAUGGGGCAAAAAAAUAUUCCGCAAUGGGCAUGAUAUUGCAAAGAGCAAUCAUCUUACACUUGGGAGCUGCAGUGAUUCUCACAUUUCUCUAUUGGUUCUCAGGGCCCUUUCUAAAAGCCAUAGGGCAGUCAGAUAGCAUAGCUGAACAAGGCCAAAUUUUUGCUCAUGGAAUCAUUCUUCAACUCUAUGCAUUUGCACUCUGCUGCCCAAUGCAGAGGUUCCUCCAAGCACAGAACAUUGUAAAUCCUCUGGCAUAUAUGUCAGUUGGGGUCUUCCUUCUGCAUGUGCUUCUCAGCUGGCUAGUUGUCUAUGUUUUGGACUAUGGACUUCUUGGUGCUGCCUUUACUCUUAGCUUUUCUUGGUGGCUUCUUGUCAUUUUAAAUGGUUCCUACAUCAUUUUUAGCCCAAGAUGUAAGCAAACUUGGACUGGCUUCACUAUAAAAGCCUUCAAAGGAAUUUGGCCUUAUUUCAAGCUCACAAUGGCUUCUGCUGUGAUGUUAUGUUUGGAGAUAUGGUACAAUCAAGGACUAGUACUUAUAUCUGGGUUACUAUCCAAUCCUACAAUCGCACUGGACACUAUUUCCAUUUGUAUGAACUAUUUGAACUGGGACAUGCAAUUUAUGUUGGGCCUAAGUGCAGCAGCCAGUGUUCGAGUUAGCAAUGAAUUAGGAGCAGCUCAUCCAAGAGUUGCAAGAUUUUCUGUCUUUGUAGUGAACGGAACCAGCAUUCUUAUCAGUAUAGUUUUCUGUGCAAUCAUUUUGAUUUUCCGUGUUAGUUUGAGCAAGCUUUUCACUACUGACUCUGCAGUCAUUGAGGAUGUAUCUAGUUUGACUCCAUUGCUUGCCAUCUCUGUUUUUCUAAAUGGCAUUCAACCAAUACUUUCGGGAGUUGCAAUUGGAAGUGGGUGGCAAGCAGUAGUGGCUUAUGUAAACUUGGCUUCUUACUAUGUCAUCGGUCUUACCGUUGGAUGUGUUCUUGGCUUUAAAACAACUUUAGGAGUAGCUGGCAUUUGGUGGGGCAUGAUCCUUGGAGUUCUUGUACAAACAGCAACUCUAAUAAUUCUGACUGCUAGAACAAAUUGGAAUGCAGAGGUUGACAAAGCUGUUGCUCGUAUCAAAAGAUCUGCAGAAGAUGAGACCCUUACUCAAUUGAUUGCCAACGAAUAGGAUUUUCCUUUCUGUUUUCUUCAGCCUUAAAGGCUCACAAAAGUGCUACUUAGAUGUGCUUCGGACCAUUUUAAUGUUAGUUCAUAGAUUGGUUUCUCUUCACUUAAUUACUUAUUGUCCUGUUCCAUCCUGUUCUGUCCCGUUCCGUUCUGUCAUGUUCCGUCACCAAACGCUACCUUAGACUUUAUAAAAAUAAAUAACUUUUAGCACAAUUUUAAA
Messenger RNA from Lotus japonicus, 1742 nucleotides. RefSeq names its product protein DETOXIFICATION 41-like. Lineage: Eukaryota; Viridiplantae; Streptophyta; Magnoliopsida; Fabales; Fabaceae. The transcript has 8 exons. Gene Ontology annotation, molecular function: xenobiotic transmembrane transporter activity; antiporter activity. Gene Ontology annotation, biological process: xenobiotic detoxification by transmembrane export across the plasma membrane. The coding region runs from base 3 to 1523 and encodes 506 amino acids. The record is from RefSeq and is a predicted model, not a curated record. Gene Ontology annotation, cellular component: vacuolar membrane.